Molecule: messenger RNA, 1648 nt
Organism: Chaetomium fimeti
Lineage: Eukaryota; Fungi; Ascomycota; Sordariomycetes; Sordariales; Chaetomiaceae
Exons: 2
Coding region: 53-1513 (486 amino acids)
Biological process (GO): spliceosomal snRNP assembly
Cellular component (GO): nucleus; SMN complex
Source: RefSeq, a predicted model, not a curated record
GCGCGAACACCGCGAUCCGUUGAUCCAACGUUAAAAGCUCCAAACAGUAACGAUGGGACCGAAGCGCAAUCACAAUGUCAUCACAGCUGGUGAUGACAACGAAUCAUCAUAUUCGUCAUCAAACAAGCGACGCCGAGAACAGAAAAACCCCAAACCAAAGCAGGCAGAAGGCAAACCCGAUCCAACCUACGGUCAGCGAGCUGCCUUCCCGGGUCUCGAUGACGAUGAAUCCGCCCAAAUAUCCGAUGACGACCUGGAAUUUGAAGAGAAUGGUGACGCGCUCGCCUAUCUCAGAGCAGUCCGGAAAGAAGCAAGCGGCGUUCCAAAUGUUCUAGUCGCCCCCAAAGCCGGACCCGAGAUCCCUACCCAUCUCCAGGGUUCCGACGCCAUCGACCGCAGCAUCUACGCCGACGGAGUUGGCGACUCGCGAGGCUACUACCACGACGGCGCAUACACCGCAGCGCCCGACCCGGAUCCGUCCACCGCAUCCUAUCCCGACGAAGCAGAAGAAGGCGAAAUCCUCCCCAUCGCCGAAGCCGACCGCGUCGCCGCGCAGAACGCCGCCCUCCGCAAGGCCUACUUCGCCUCGCUCACCGCGCGCUUCCUGCGCCUCCGCGCCCUCCUCCACCGGGCCCCGCCACAGUCGGUCAUCGACGCCCUUCCGCGGGACCACGGCACCGAGGUGGGCUCGUUCGGCGCCAGGUCGUGGACCUUUCGCGUGUGGACCAGGCGCAUCCGGCACACCGACCCGCUGCCCGCGCAGGUCGCCGCGCUGGACCGCCAGAGCGUGCUGAAGCUGUUGCGCGUGAUCCUCGGCGGCAAGUUCAUCCGCCGCGGCUACGAGCUCCGCCCGCGCACCAGCCGCUGGAUCUGGGCCCUGCUCGCGCGCCUGCCGGACCAGGGCGAGCUGGACUACGCCGAGGUCGGCUGGGUGAGGGAGCUGGGCAAGAGGGCCGUGCUAAUGAUGGUGAGUAUCGCGCAUAUGGAGGCGUUGAGGGAGGAGGUGGAGGGGGGUUUGGAGGGGGACAGCGAUGAGAAUGACGAGGAGGAGUUCGUCGAGGAGGUGGUUUUGAACGAAGAUGGGGAGGAGCGCUCUAUUGCUACGUCGACGAGCUGUCAACCCCCCGCCACCGCUGACGCUGAUGAUGGCAAAGACCAAGAUGGGGAGACGGACAUGGACGUUGAUGAGGGCGAGGUCACUGACGACGAGCCGCCCGCAACCGCCGAUAACAAGGACAUCGGGGCUGACAUUGCGGCUGCCAAGGCCCGACUGCUGGCGCGGCUCGAGGAGAGCUCGGGCACACAACAGGAAGAAGAGUCAUCAGCCGCGGCUAGUGUUGACACCCCUGAGCACCAGCAGAAUGACGCUAGCGACGGGGAAACGGCCACCUUGGGCGAGGCCGAAGCCCGGGUCAACAUGCGGGCGACCCUGAACAUGGUCCUGACAGUGGCUGGUGAGUUCUACGGUCAGAGGGACCUGCUCGAGUUUCGGGACCCUUUUCCGGCGCUGUAAGUCUGGCACAGCCAUGCCAUCUGCUCGUUUUAUAAUCGGGAGAGGUAGAGUGUAUGGAGCGCGAUACAGGUAAGGAACUUAGGAUUUAGGGAGGAUACAAUCAUUUAUUUUAAUGGACAUUAAAAGUUCCUGUUA